This is a messenger RNA of Caretta caretta (loggerhead turtle), 6978 nucleotides long. RefSeq names its product collagen type XXVI alpha 1 chain (gene COL26A1). The record is from RefSeq and is a predicted model, not a curated record. NCBI's taxonomy places the organism in Eukaryota, Metazoa, Chordata, Testudines, Cheloniidae. Gene Ontology annotation, molecular function: protein binding.
CCAAGGGUUAAUGGAGAAACCCCACGCCCCCUUUGACGGAACUGCACCAACCUCACCAAAUUUGAAAAGGCUGCCGCCAGGGCUUAGCUCGCAGAGAGGGCUUGACUUCCCUUUAAAAGCCAGGAGCAGCAGCAGCUCGCCAUCGGUGCCCUGCGGGGAGCUCCGGCCCCUAGAACCCCAAAUUCUCACGCGUCCCCCCCUCCACCCCGGCUAGUCGCAUGUCACUGUGACCCCCCCGUCCGCCUCUCGGUUGUAUCUGUAGCCGCAGAGAUGAACCUGGCUCUCUUCCUGCCCUGGUGGGGCUGUUUCCUUGGAUGUACCCUAGGGACCGGUUUCCUCUACCCGUUCCCAGCCUCCACGCUGCAGCACAGCUAUCCCGAGCCGGGCGCAGGAUCCGCGGGCAGCGGCUUCGCCAGCCGCCGGCACUGGUGUCACUACACGGUUACACGGACGGUUUCCUGCCAAGUGCAGAAUGGCUCGGAGACGGUGAUCCAGAGAGUUUAUCAGAGUUGCCGGUGGCCAGGACCUUGUGCCAACUUAGUGAGUUACAGGACUCUUAUCAGGCCCACGUACAAAAUGUCUUACCGAACUGUGACCACCCUGGAGUGGAGGUGCUGUCCUGGGUUCACAGGGAGUAACUGCGAAGAGGAAUGCAUGAACUGCACAAGACUAACUGAUAUGACUGAGAGGCUAAACACUCUGGAAGCCAAGAUUCUUCUGCUCGAGUCUGCAGAGCGCACCCUCCCUUCAGAGAAUGACCUGCCAAUCACGAGGACGACAGCCACGUGGUAUGAUGAAUUACUCCCAGAUGCUAUUCCCCUGGUAAAUCCUGGGACUGUGUUGAGGAAGCCGGUGGGACCAGCUGGGCUACCCGGGCAGAUUGGGCCCCCAGGCCCAAUUGGACCAGUUGGACUUCCAGGACCACCAGGACCAAAAGGAGACAGGGGACAAACUGGCGAGAGAGGACCAGCAGGGCCGCCAGGGCUUCUGGGACCUCCAGGACCAAGAGGACUUCCAGGAGAAACUGGAAUCCCAGGACCCCCAGGACCUCCGGGGUCACCUGCCACCCCAGGCCUUCCCCUCACUGUCCAACAAGGGGUUCUCUACUCGCUGCAGCCCACAGCUGAAAAAGAAAAUGGAGAACCCCAGCUGGCUUCCACCAUCAUAGACACGAUCAUGGCUGGUUUGCCAGGCCCACGUGGCGCACCAGGGCCUGUUGGGCCACCAGGACCCCCAGGCAAUUCAGGACCCAAAGGGCCCCCAGGACCUAUUGGAGUUCCUGGAUCACAAGGUGUACCGGGCUCUCCAGGGCAGCCUGGGCCUAAAGGUUCCAAAGGAGAUCGAGGAGAAAGAGGGCAAGCAGGUCUGUCUGGAGAGAGGGGCAAUAAGGGACUGCCUGGUGAACCAGGCAAGAAGGGUGAAGAAGGAGAUAAAGGGGCUGAUGGAGAAGGAGUUCAACAACUUCGAGAAGCCCUGAAGAUUUUAGCUGAGAGGGUGUUAAUUCUAGAGCAUAUGAUAGGAAUUCAUGAUUCUUUAUCUUCCAUGGAGCCGGGCUCAGGGCAGGAAGUGAUCCUAGGCUCCUCCCUACGAACGAGCAUCAAGAUCAAACGCGGUGGCCGUGAGCAGCGGCACCAGCCCUAUCAGUUCCUCUCUUCGCUGCUGGAAGACAGCGAAGCCAAAAGGAAAAGCAACUGAAUGAAACAGGAGCAUUUGUGCAUUCUAAAGCCCAUUCGCUGAUUAAAGAUACAGUAUCCUAGUGCUUAAUCACAGUGUGCAGAAGGAAGUGGGUAGGAGGCUGCAGGGUUAGCAGUAGGGUUUCCUUGCCUGGACACUGCUAAACCAUUACUGCAGGGAAUGUCUUGAUUUGCUCUUCAUAAAAAUAUUUGAGCUACAGUUCUCUUCCCCCCCUACUUCAGAAUACACCAAAUGGCAGGUAUUCUUAAAAGCUAUCCCUGGAAAUGGCCCUGUUCAAGGGGUUUGAUCCUCCCCCUCAAAAAUUAUUUGUUUAAAAGACUGCACAGCUGGCUCAGACAUCAUUCAGUUCUACCUUAGCUCAAAGCAAAAGCCCUGAGCAACAUUAUACUAUUUUGAUGGCAUCUGGUUAUUUUUAAACAUGUUUUUUGUGUUCACACUAUAAUUUCCAGUUGAAGAUACCCCUUUCAGUACUCCACUAAAGCCAUGGAAAUGUUUCUUUUUAAAGAGUAGAUUGAAAAACUAAGAACUAAUCACUUAUUUGACAAAUUUCAUCUCUCUCUGUGGAGUAUCUUUCAACAGAUCAUGAUUUGUCUCAGAGGUGUUGGCUAUUCACAACAAAUUUGAAUUUGGCAAAUUUCAUUUACCCUUGGGCUUUCUGACUGAAAUUUUAAAUCAGGGAUUUGAGCUGUGUUGAUUGAUUGUGUGAAUGGUGUCAUAUAGACCUUGUGGUAUUCCUUCUGUUCCCUGAUUGCAUGAACAGCUUACUAUCAAGGUUUCUGGUAUAAAUAAUUACAGAAUGUAAAAUUUGCUUUUUGUGCAUAUUCAAGAUCAACAUUCUUGUUGCAAACAUUCAUAGGAAGCAAGAUAAAAUUGUAUAAAGUUUGCAUAAAAUGAACACAAAAUAGGUAUAAACACAGCCAAGAAAAAUUCAUUUCUUAUUCGGAACAAAUCUGCACUGAAAAUGUUUUGCAGUAUUUACCCAGCUUUAGAUCGUAAGCCGGAACUAUUGAUAUAUAGUUUUCUUUAUAUUGUGGGUAUUUUUAAAAGUAUCCAUCAUCUCCUACUAGUUUGAAUCUGGAGGUGGUGUGUUGGCAAAACACAGUAGAAGGAUUAGACUCUUGCCAGUGGUUUGUCUUCGAACAUUUUGCUACAAGAUAACAUCAUUUUGCAAUAGCUCUUGUUAUUGGGGAAACAGACUUCCACUGUUAAGAGGCUGAACAGAAAUUUCACAAACAAAUUGGACAAGUUAAUGUUACUCAUGUAGACAAUUAAAUUACUUUUUUUAAUAGCAGGAGUGAAUGACCAAGGCAACUGAUAAUAGGUUACAGAAUCUUUCACUGUGGGUUCUAGCCCACGAAAGCUUAUGCCCAAAUAAAUUUGUUAGGCUCUAAGGUGCUACAAGGACUCCUCAUUGUUUUCACUGUUCAGUCACUGGUUCAAAUCCUCUCCAAGGCACUAGUGAACAAAUGUUGUUGUGUCUGUUAUUUGGUGGCUUAAGUAAAUUCAUAGCAUCACUCAGGCUCAUUCCUAGUGCAAAAUGUAUCUACAUCAAAAAGCCACCAUUGAAAUUCAUUAGCACCUUUGUUGGCAACCUCAACAGAGAGACCAAGGCCUGAAUGGCCCGUGGAGACAGAAGUACCCUCUUACUGCUAAAGGUGGUCCUCCUAGGUCAGCAUGGAGGCAGGUGGAAUGCUGAAAACUGGAAUCUUGCACUCCAGUGGAUGUAGUCUGUGCCUAGACUAAGGGGUUCAGGCUCUGGUGUGAGAUAUUUAUGUAUGUACAUGUGCACACACACUCUCUGUCUACAGCGAUACUGAUAACUAUAUCAAAACAUCCAUAUCAGGCCUCUAGACAGCAUUGUAUCACCAGCCACAAAUAGUUUAAAACUCACCCCAAGUGAAUGGAUUUACAUCCUUAAACUACCACCAUUUUGCAAAGAAUAGGUGACGGGGGAAGCUGAUGACAUAACAAAAAGCAACAUCUUGAGCUGAUAAUGUGGUCUUCCCAGAGAAAUCUCCCCGUGCUGUACAGUUAAACAAUAUGAACAGCCACUGAAGGACCAAAAGCUGCAGUAAAUUUAUUUCCUUAACAUACUUUUGAAUUUUGGUACCGACUAGGAAAUUGUGAAUAACAGUUAGGGCUACAUUCCAUAGUCAAGGGGUAUAGUAAGAUCCUUGCUUGGAUCCAUUUAAGGUAGUGAUUGGGCAAGUUAAAUCAGCCCAAAAUGUGGAGGCAAAGCAAAAUACGAUCAGGUGCUAAUCCCCAUAAGCCAUCAGAGACUUCAAAGAACUUUAAACUCAGUGCAACACUUUAGGAGAUGCAACCAUAAAAAGCAGAUGUUUGGCUCCUGUGCAGUUGUGUACAUUGCAUUCUGGGUUAGUUGUAGCGUUGAUGUGAUACAGGUAAACAGGGAGCAAUAACCCAGCCUGGAGCGAAUAAAAGGGUUUGUCAAUCUCAGUAAGGCAUUGAUCGAGAGCAAUGGUCACACGCUGGUGUGACUUCUAGGACAAUAAAAUGAGGCCUUCAGAGGAGAUGUUAGUUGCAAGCCCACGGCUACAUCCAGUGACUUUGUGUAUAUACACAAUUCUGAAUGAGAUCAGUAUCUUUUAGAAAUAGUUGGCAGCCAUCUCUCAGUCUAAAUACAAACAAAUGCAAAGAGCACAACUCUACCAAGACAUCUGGUAGACAAACAAACAUCAAAAGCCCUGUGACCAUUUUCUUCCAUUCACUAACUGAGGUGGAAUGGAGUUGUAUAAAGGGAAUUUAGACCACGAAGUCUUGUUGAGGGGCAGCUGUUUUAUAACACAGCCAUGCCAUAUUUGCACUAGUUUUGUUCUUGGACUGGUCUGUUUCCUUUUAGGAAAAACUCGUUGACUACAACAGGCUUUGAUAAGUCAGCCACUGGUUAGAAAUUUACAAGAGGUGCCUGGUUACUUCUGUUGAUAGAUAAUCUGGGGUCCUAUCCUGUACCGCUUACCAGGCAGAGUGCUAAUUACCCUCAUGUCUAGUAGUGAGCGUUCAGGAAAUUGUUUCUUAAGGCAUAAUGAGAAAUCACCGUUUGAUCAAAAGAUUUAUACUGGUGUGAGCUGCAUUUCAUCUGAUCACUAGGGAAGAGUUUUCCCAUAGCAGGACCCAGUGGCAAAGCCAAACAACCCUCCUACCUGAUAUUUAAAAAGGGAAAUACCAAUAUUCCGUUUUGAUGAUCUCAUGGAGGUAAUUUGGGAAGGGGGAGAGAAGUUAGGCAGUGUAGGUCCAAUUAGUAGUUCCCUGAGAUUUUGGAGUCCCCCAAAUGAGUUAAAGGGGACAGUUUUUGUUCCCACAACUUAGUAUUUGGGAAUUAAAAAACAAUUGCAUUAGCUUGAUGAGUAAUCUCUUUAGUUGAUUCGCAUUUGACUAGCACACUGGGUUUUAAUUAAAUUAUUUAGAACAACGUAGUGGUAAAAUGAAAAAGUUAAUUGAAAUGGUUUGCAAUUAAUCCUCGCAGAUUGAUUGUCAGAAGGCAGGUUUAGGUUCAGAUUGCAACACCAUUUUAAUUACCAACUUUCACAGAUUUCUAUGAAGACCUAUGUAAUUCUUUGCUCCCAAGACUCCUUGUUUUGCUUAGCUACAUCUAUCUAUUAAUGUGGUACUGUAUCUUUAAUCUGGGUAACGAUAGGACCAUAUAGUGUGGACAUUGUCACUGGACUAGGGUUUAAUUCCUCACUAAUAAAUCAAUUAGACCACAUUGUGAUGCAGUCUUAGUUAAAAAAAAAAAGUUAUAAAGGUGACCAUAACCUCAUAUGUUGACAUGAAUGAUAUUUGUGACUAAAAUAAACCACUCCAACCACAUUUUCCCUCUUAGGCAGGAUACUAAGAUUCAUUUUAGCCUGGGCAUAUGCAUUUUACCAUCUCUGUGUAAUUUAGGGGGUGGACAUAUUUCAUUUGCGUGCUAAUUUAGAAAUAUACUUUAAUUGAAAUGUUAGUGCUUUAUCUUACAUACAUGCUGUGCACUACCAUAGUGUGUUCUUUUGCCUUUGUUAAGACUUCUUUGGGAUUUUUAAAGUACUUCUCUGACCUCCCAUACUUUUCAACUUGGAUUGGUUCUGGUAGUAGAAAAAAAAAUGUUCCCUGCCUUGCGCUACCCAGAAGCCAUGGCUGCAUAUUGCACAGUAUAAUACGUUGUCAUUUAUGCACCCCAACUUUCACUAGUGCUCUGGUACCCUCCUGGGAAAUAGAGAAUGCUUCACUCCAGAGUAUCCAAUACACAUUUAUUCUAAAGACUUGACAGCAAUGCAGGAAAACAGGAAUAAGCUAGAGAUAAGGGUCAUAUCCUGCUUCCACUGAUGUCCACAGAGCUCUUGCCAUUGACUUUAAUGGGAGCAAGAAUAGGCCACAUGUUCAAAUCCAGAUCUUCAGUUAGUGUAAAUUGGGACAGGCCCAGUGAUGUCAGUGAAACUAUGACUAUUUACACUAGAUCUGGCUCACAACCUUUGGCACUGAACCAAAAUCCCAGAUCCAAUCUAUAGAAUAAACGUUGUUAAAGUAGAAACCCAUCAACUACACCUAUGACUUCAGGAAGGCAGACAGACAAACUAAUUCUGGGAUUACAUGAAGGUAGGUUCUCAAGUGACUAAUUGGAAAUCCCUUCUAGUCCACAAUUAUGACCUCUGUAUUAUUCAAGAUUACAUUCCAUUCUGCUCCAGCACUGGGGUGGGGGGAAGGGGGGGUUAAACUACUUAUUCUGAAAUCAAGCGAAUCAAAGGUGCUAUAAAUGUCCAUGAAACACAUUCCCAAUCAUAGAAGAAAACGUGAACUUUUUUCACGUUAUUUUACACAGUACUUUUUUUAUUUAUAGCCGUGUGUUGUGUGUGUGCAAGGGGUCCCAGCUUUUCUAAUUGUAAUAAAUUCUACAAUCAUUUGAUCUUUUAUAGUGAAGUCACAUACUGUAUCUUGUGAUUGUGUGUAAUUUUUAACAGAACAACAACAAAUGAACUCAUUUCUGACAGGCUCCAACGUUUGUCAUCAGACUUCACUAAAGGACAAAUAGAAAAACCCCAACCUGUUAGCUCCAGAUCUUGCAUGGUUACUUCUCUGUUUUCAUAUUGCCAUAUUAUUGUUCACGGUAUCUAUUUCUCUUUAUUGGCGAUGGGGUUUGUUACUGUAUAGGGAAUGUUUUGUAUUCAGCAUUUUUUUGUUUUGUUUUUGUUUUUUUAAACAGAGCAGAGUGGGAACAAUAUUCAAGAACCCACAAAUACCGAAGACCUUUCAUGUAAUGCACUGAGAAAUAAACAUACUGUAAGUGAA